This is a messenger RNA of Rosa chinensis, 1950 nucleotides long. RefSeq names its product probable zinc metallopeptidase EGY3, chloroplastic. Lineage: Eukaryota; Viridiplantae; Streptophyta; Magnoliopsida; Rosales; Rosaceae. The record is from RefSeq and is a predicted model, not a curated record. Bases 33 to 1727 code for a protein of 564 amino acids. The transcript is spliced from 6 exons.
CUCAUCUCUCAGUCUACUGCUCAAUCUCUCCAAUGGCUUCUGUUUCCAUCACUUCACCUUCCAGCAUACCUUCAUGGUCUCCCAAGAACAAGAACACCAAAACCCCAUUUGCUAAAAGGACCCAUUACUUGUCUUUUGCUUCAUCUCCCAAACCCAUUUCAAGAAAACAUCCCAUUACAUUUUCCAUGAAAGAUGACCAAUCUUCUUCUUCAGCUGUUGUAGUUUCUGAUAAGCCAAGUGAUGACAGUGAUACCCAAAAGAGUGCAGAAGAAGAAGGUGAAAAGGGUGAAGAGGAUGAGGAGAAAGAGAAGCAGCAAGAAAUGGAUUGGAAGACAGAUGAGGAGUUCAAGAGGUUCAUGGGGAACCCCUCUAUUGAAGCUGCAAUAAAGUUGGAGAAGAAGAGGGCAGAUAGGAAACUCAAGGACCUUGAUAGGGAAAGUAGUGAUAACCCAAUUGUAGGGCUCCUUAAUAGAGUUAUAAGAGAUAGUUUGACUAGAGAGAAGGAGAGGUUGGAGAAAGCUGAAGAGACCUUCAAGGCUAUUGACCUUAACAAGUUGAAGAGUUGUUUUGGAUUUGAUUCGUUUUUUCCAACUGAUGUUCGGAGAUUUGGAGAUGGAGGCAUAUUUAUUGGAAAUUUGAGGAGACCAAUUGAAGACGUGAUGCCCAAAUUAGAGAAAAAGCUGUCUGAAGCGGCAGGACGGGAGGUUGUUUUAUGGUUCAUGGAGGAAAAAACAAAUGACAUCACAAAACAGGUCUGUAUGGUGCAACCUAAAGCAGAAAUAGAUCUCCAAUUUGAGUCUACCAAGCUGAGCACUCCUUGGGGUUAUUUUAGUGCAGUAGCAUUGUGUGUUGCUACUUUUGGGACAAUAGCUCUGACGAGUGGCUUCUUCCUUAAACCUGGUGCUACCUUUGAUGACUACCUUGCUGAUGUUGUGCCUCUCUUCAGUGGCUUUAUAUCCAUUUUGGGAGUUUCUGAGAUAGCCACUAGAGUAACAGCAGCUCGGUAUGGUGUAAAACUCAGCCCAUCUUUUCUUGUGCCAUCCAAUUGGACAGGGUGUAUAGGAGUGAUGAAUAACUAUGAAUCACUGCUUCCAAAUAAGAAAGCUCUCUUUGAUAUUCCAGUGGCUCGCACAGCUAGUGCAUAUAUUACAUCUCUGGUGCUUGCAGUUGCUGCGUUUGUGGUCGAUGGCAGCUUUAAUGGGGGUGACAAUGCAUUGUAUAUAAGGCCCCAGUUUUUCUACAACAAUCCACUACUUUCGUUUAUCCAAUUCGUUAUUGGUCCUUAUGCCGAUGAUCUUGGGAAUGUGCUACCCAAUGCAGUGGAAGGUGUUGGAGUUCCUGUUGAUCCCCUUGCUUUUGCUGGACUUCUAGGAAUGGUGGUGACUUCUCUGAACUUGUUGCCUUGUGGAAGACUCGAAGGAGGGCGGAUUGCACAGGCUAUGUUUGGGAGAAGCACGGCUACUCUGCUAUCCUUUGCCACCUCACUUUUACUUGGUAUCGGUGGCCUGAGUGGAAGUGUCCUUUGCUUGGCAUGGGGGUUAUUUGCAACCUUCUUCCGAGGCGGAGAAGAAGUACCUGCAAAAGAUGAGAUCACACCCUUAGGAGAUGACAGAUUUGCUUGGGGCUGUGUCCUUGGCCUCAUCUGUUUCCUCACUCUUUUCCCCAAUGGCGGAGGAACAUUCUCCAGCUCUUUUUUCAAUGGACCAUUCUUCAGGGGAGAUCUGUAAAUAGCAAGUGUAAAAUAGGGAACUAGGGAAGAAUCAAGAAGCUCAGAGGCUGAUAUAUAGUACAUGUAUAGUUCCAGGUUGGUAUGCAGGUUUGGGAGACUCAAGUAUGCACCUUCCAUUCCAAACCAUUGUGACAGUAGGAAGGCCUUAUAUUCUUUCAUCGUACCUCGGUGAAUAUAAUGUUCUCUUGGUUAUUAACAAAGAUUCUCCAUUUCUGGUACUA